AUGCCAAACACUAAAUCCAAGCUUUCAUUAGCUAUACAACAGGCAGAUUCUGAAUCACAGCAACAUCAACAACAACACCAACAUCAGCAUCAUUCAAAACUUAACAGUUACAAUCAUCUCCAUCAAGAUCUUCCACAACAACAACAACAACAACAGCAAAAAUCUAAAAAAACACAAACAAAAUCUAACAAUAAUUUUAAUCAAUCUACCCCUAUAACACCUAUAAAGAAUGCAUCCACUGUAUCGUCGCAUGAUAUAAAUCAAUAUCCUUCAUCUAAAAGUUUUAAUGAAAAUUUUAAACCAUCACCACUGUUAUUACCAAAUUUAAUACAGCAUAGUACUCCAUAUGUAUCAACUACACCAUCAUCAGCAAAACAUUUUAAACCGGAAUUAACUGUUUUAACAACUCCCAUAACUGAAAAGAAUUUAGAAGAUAUUUAUCACAAUUAUGAUAACGAUGAUUAUGAACAAGACUUUGAAUUGAAGGUAAAUCAUAAACAUAAUUUUAAAAAUAUAAACAAAUCCCAAACAGGAAAUGGAGAACCAUCAACUUUGUUAGGUAAAGAACAAGAACAUUUGGUAGAGGAUAUCAAAAAUAGAAUGAAUCCCAGCAAUAACAGCGAUGAAGAAGAUCAAGCCGAUUAUGACGACAAGGAAGACGAUGACAUCUCCGAUGAAGAACCGGUUAAUCCUGCAGAUGAAGAAGAUUUGAAAGAUUAUGUCCCCGGUGGUUAUCAUCCAUGUUAUAUUGGUGAAGAAUAUAAAAAUGGGAAAUACACACUAGUCAGGAAACUUGGUUGGGGUCAUUUUUCUACCGUGUGGCUAGCUCGUGAUAAUGAUAAACAUUGUCACGUAGCAAUGAAAGUGGUUCGUUCUGCUAAACAUUAUACUGAGACUGCCAUUGAUGAAAUAAAAUUAUUGGAUAAAGUCACCACUAGUGAUAUUCAUCAUCCAGGUCAUCAACAUGUCAUACAAUUAUUAGAUACUUUCACUCAUAAAGGACCUAAUGGGGUUCAUGUAGUGAUGGUUUUUGAAGUAUUAGGGGAGAAUUUAUUAGGAUUAAUUAGACGUUAUAAACAUCGUGGGAUCCCCGUAGUAUUUGUCAAACAAAUUGCUAAACAAUUAUUGUCGGCAUUGGAUUUUUUACAUCGACAAUGUGGAGUUAUUCAUACCGAUUUAAAACCAGAAAAUAUUUUAAUUGAAAUUGGUGACGUUGAACAAAUUGUUAAAUUAGUUGAAGAAGAAAAUUUACAACGUAAAUUACAAAGAAAAUUAUCAAGAACAGCUUCCAAAACAUCAACACCAAUUAGUGCUACCCCUAAUAGUUCAUUUUCAAAUCAUGCCAACACAACCACCACAACCACAACUACUACUGCCAAGAAAAUAUCCAUUAACGACUCUAUUAUUUCACCUAACACUUCUAGUACAGCAUUAACAAGUAGUAAUUCAUUUAUCAACCAUUCCCCUUCAUUAGGUAGAAGUGGAAGAAGAACUAGACGAACAACAUUAAUCACUGGAUCACAACCAUUACCAUCGCCAUUAAGAAGUUUCAAUAAAUCAUUUACCAAUGUUUAUGGAUUAUCAUCAUCUACUACUAAUACUCCAGUUCGUAACAUUUCCAUUAAUAGCAACAACUUUAGUUUUAUUAACAACAGUAACACUACUGCCAAUACCACCACUAAUGGGUUGGCUACUACUACUGAAGAUCAUGAGGAAGACGGUGAAAACCAAACAUUAAACAAUUCUUUAUCUUCAAUGUCAAUUACCAAUUCCCAUUCCAACUCCAAUAGUUAUCAACCAACUGCUACAACCAAUGUUGAUCCAGUACAAAUUCCACAAGAAUCAAAUUAUUCAUUGGAUGAUUCAUCAGCUAAUGUUGUUGAAGAUAUAAUCAAUGAUAAUGAAUUAAUAUCUGUUAAAAUUGCUGAUUUGGGUAAUGCAUGUUGGACAAAUCAUCAUUUUACUGAUGAAAUCCAAACAAGACAAUAUCGAGCCCCCGAAAUUUUAAUUGGUUAUUAUUGGGGUGCCCUGAGUGAUUUAUGGUCAUUUGCCUGUUUAAUAUUUGAAUUAUUAACUGGUGAUUAUCUAUUUGAUCCUAGAGAUGGUAAAUCAUAUAAAAAAGAUGAUGAUCAUAUUGCCCAAAUUAUUGAAUUGAUUGGACCAUUUCCUAAUCAAAUGUUAAAAGAAAGUUAUUAUGCUCGAGAAUUUUUCAAUUCAAGGUAUGAAUUAAGAAGAAUCAUGAAAUUAAAACCUUGGGGGUUACAAGAUGUAUUAAUUGAAAAAUAUAAAUUCCCUUUGAAUGAUGCUAUUGAAAUUAGUGAAUUUUUAUUGCCAAUGUUGAAAUUAAAACCAGAAGAAAGAGCUGAUGCUGGAGGAAUGUUGAAUCAUCCUUGGUUAAGAGAUGCUUUAGGUUUAGAAAAUGUGGUUUUGGAACGACCAGUUGGUGGUUCAGGUGAAGAUAUUCCUGGUUGGUCAAGAGAAAUUUCUACUACUACCCAACAAUCAAUGUCUUCUAACAAUCAUAAUCAUAAUAAUACUCAUAAUAAUAACUAUAAUCAUCAAUCAGAUCAGGAAUUACAACUGCAACAAUCACGCAAAUAUUCCAAUGCAAGUAGUUUUGGUCAUAAAAGCCAACCUUUCUAUCAUUAG
Candida albicans SC5314 is the source of this 2649-nucleotide messenger RNA. RefSeq names its product serine/threonine protein kinase. Gene Ontology annotation, molecular function: ATP binding; protein kinase activity. The transcript has a single exon. The record is from RefSeq and is a predicted model, not a curated record. Gene Ontology annotation, biological process: regulation of mRNA processing; spliceosomal complex assembly; protein phosphorylation. Lineage: Eukaryota; Fungi; Ascomycota; Pichiomycetes; Serinales; Debaryomycetaceae. Bases 1 to 2649 code for a protein of 882 amino acids.